AUGUUGUGGGAGCAAGGGAUAACUGCAGGUCCAGCUACCCAGAACUACAUGGCGGUCACGCAGGCAAGGCUUCCACUGGUAGUGCCUAACAACACGACGUUUCAGCAGCUCCAGCACGUGGACACACAACAGGCAGCAAUUGACUCUGCAAUGCAAGAAGGCCAACAGCUAGCGACUACAGAGUACCAUCUUGUGCGCGUCAAGAUACAAGGCGUCCCAGUCGCAAUGGAAGUGAACAUCAGCGAUAUCCGAUCUGCACUAGGGCUCCCUGACUACAGUUUGCGCCCACCAUUUAGAGAGCCCCCAGCCGUUUCCACACCUGCUCCUGCUGGCAACAUGGAUGACAGUGAUUAUUUGGAUAGCUAA
Messenger RNA from Phytophthora nicotianae INRA-310, 366 nucleotides. RefSeq lists its product as hypothetical. The transcript has a single exon. Lineage: Eukaryota; Oomycota; Peronosporomycetes; Peronosporales; Peronosporaceae. The record is from RefSeq and is a predicted model, not a curated record. Bases 1 to 366 code for a protein of 121 amino acids.